UGCGUGCGUCGUGCGUGCCGUCGUCGGGCUGCUCCUGCUCUGCUGCUCCACACUGCGGCGGCGGCCACUGCUCUGCGCUACAGAAAUGGCGGAGGGGGAGUUGGACGUGGACUCGCUCAUUUCCAGGCUUCUAGAGGUGCGAGGAUGCAGACCGGGGAAGAUCGUGCAGAUGUCAGAGGCCGAGGUCCGGGGCCUGUGCAUAAAGUCCAGAGAGAUCUUCCUGAGCCAGCCCAUCCUGCUGGAGCUGGAGGCCCCGCUCAAAAUAUGUGGUGACAUCCACGGCCAGUACACAGACCUGCUCCGGCUGUUCGAGUACGGCGGCUUCCCCCCGGAGGCCAACUACCUGUUCCUGGGCGACUACGUGGACCGGGGGAAGCAGUCCCUGGAGACCAUCUGCCUGCUGCUGGCCUACAAGAUCAAGUACCCCGAGAACUUCUUCCUCCUGAGGGGCAACCACGAGUGCGCCUCCAUCAACCGCAUCUACGGCUUCUACGACGAGUGUAAACGCAGAUUCAACAUCAAACUGUGGAAGACGUUCACGGACUGUUUUAACUGUCUGCCCAUCGCCGCCAUCGUGGACGAGAAAAUCUUCUGCUGUCACGGAGGCCUGUCCCCCGACCUACAAUCGAUGGAGCAGAUCAGACGCAUCAUGAGGCCCACAGACGUACCAGACACAGGGCUGCUGUGUGACUUGCUGUGGUCGGACCCCGAUAAGGACGUGCAGGGCUGGGGCGAGAACGACCGCGGCGUCUCCUUCACCUUCGGGGCGGACGUGGUCAGCAAGUUCCUCAACCGCCACGACCUGGACCUGAUCUGCAGAGCGCACCAGGUGGUAGAAGACGGUUACGAGUUCUUUGCCAAACGUCAGCUGGUGACGCUUUUCUCGGCCCCAAACUACUGCGGAGAGUUCGAUAACGCCGGCGGGAUGAUGAGCGUGGACGAGACCCUCAUGUGCUCCUUCCAGAUCCUGAAGCCGUCUGAGAAGAAAGCCAAGUACCAGUACGGAGGGAUGAACGCCGGGCGCCCAGUGACCCCGCCCCGCACAGCCCAACCCCCCAAGAAACGAUGAACCGACCACGCACACACACACACAUAACCCCACACCAGGAGGAGGAGGAGGAGGAGGAGGAGGAAGACACGUCGAAGUCCAUCAGUGCAACUUUUUCAAAACAAGUGUUAAGAAUGGAAUAAACCAGUCUAAGGGUCGUUCUGUUUGCAUAGUCCAAUGUACUUUUUUUUUUUUUUCUUUUCUUUUUUUGUUUUAUUCAUUUUCGUUUCGCUUUUAUGUGUUUUCUUUGACGACGGAAUGACGACUAGUUUACCACAGCGCCCCCUACCUGUACAGACACGAACAGGAGUUGAUGACGACUGCUGGGUUUUCAAUAAAUACAGGGAACAAAACUCA
Messenger RNA from Boleophthalmus pectinirostris (great blue-spotted mudskipper), 1405 nucleotides. RefSeq names its product serine/threonine-protein phosphatase PP1-beta catalytic subunit-like. The coding region runs from base 86 to 1069 and encodes 327 amino acids. Gene Ontology annotation, biological process: regulation of circadian rhythm; circadian regulation of gene expression. Gene Ontology annotation, cellular component: cytoplasm; nucleus. Gene Ontology annotation, molecular function: protein serine/threonine phosphatase activity. NCBI's taxonomy places the organism in Eukaryota, Metazoa, Chordata, Actinopteri, Gobiiformes, Gobiidae. The record is from RefSeq and is a predicted model, not a curated record. The transcript has 8 exons.